GUCAGGUCCGGGUAAGCGGGUCCGGGCAGUGCGGGUUUGGCCCUGAGGUUGGGGUGACGCUUCUGAGGCUCCAGCAGGGUCUCCCUGCGACAUCGUAGACCUGGUGGACCUGUCCGGGGGGCGUCCCGUUCCCUGACAGCACGUGUGCCUGGUGCUGCAGGGAUCCUUGCUGCCCAAGAAAUGUCUUCGCUUUCAGAAUAUGCCUUACGCAUGACUCGUCUCAGUGCCCGGCUGUUUGGUGAAGUUGCCAGGCCCACUGAUUCCAAGUCUAUGAAAGUGGUGAAACUGUUCAGCGAACAGCCUUUAGCCAAGAGGAAGGAAACCUACGACUGGUAUCCCAAUCACAACACGUACUUCGCGCUCAUGGGGAUUCUCCGGUUUCAUGGCCUCUACAGAGAUGAGCAUCAGGAUUUUAAGGAGGAGCAAAUGCGUCUAAAGAAGCUUCGUGGAAAAGGGAAGCCAAAGAAAGGAGAAGGGAAACGAGCAACAAAAAAGAAAUAGUGUUGGCCUGUGCAGAGGGAACUUCCUUCGCAGAGACUGAAAGAAGCAUGUGCGUUUCUUGUCUUGCUCACGUUGGACGAUGUUCCUGGUUCUCAGUAACCUGCCUUGGGGAACACAGUCAUCUCCACGCCAAAGCCUAAUGCAGUUAAAGUGUGACAGGGCUCCUCAGCACUCUAAUUCUGCAAAAUCAUUCUGGUAUUGGUUUUGUAAGCUGAUGUUUAUCUAAUUGAAUGAAUCGCUUCAUCAAUG
This is a messenger RNA of Ochotona princeps (American pika), 750 nucleotides long. RefSeq names its product mitochondrial ribosomal protein S33 (gene MRPS33). NCBI's taxonomy places the organism in Eukaryota, Metazoa, Chordata, Mammalia, Lagomorpha, Ochotonidae. The record is from RefSeq and is a predicted model, not a curated record. Gene Ontology annotation, cellular component: mitochondrion. Bases 181 to 501 code for a protein of 106 amino acids. The transcript has 3 exons.